AUGUCUGCUAAAGGAGGAGAUGGCAGAAAGCCGGCCUCGCCGGCUGUCAAUCUGAUCGCUGGUGGUGGAGCCGGUAUGAUGGAGGCUCUUGUAUGCCAUCCUUUGGACACCAUUAAGGUCCGCAUGCAACUCUCGCGGCGGUCCACGGCACCUGGUGUAAGUCAAGCCUCGUGGUUUCGUGAAAACCGGUGUCGAGAUUGUCAAGAAGGAAACCGCACUCGGUCUGUACAAGGGUCUGGAGCCGUCUUGGGCGGUAUCAUCCCCAAGAUGGCCAUCCGAUUCACCUCCUACGAGCAAUACAAGCAGUUGCUUGCGGAUAAGAACACCGGUGCUGUCUCCAGCAAAGCUACAUUCCUCGCCGGUCUCGCCGCAGGUGUAACGGAAGCCGUCGCCGUCGUGAACCCCAUGGAAGUCAUUAAGAUCCGCCUGCAAGCGCAACACCACUCCCUCGCCGACCCCCUUGACGCUCCCAAAUACCGCUCCGCCCCUCACGCUCUCUUCACCGUCAUCAAGGAAGAAGGAUUUAUGGCCCUCUACCGCGGUGUCUCCCUGACUGCUCUCCGCCAGGGUACAAACCAAGCCGCCAACUUCACAGCCUACACGGAACUUAAGGCCUUCCUGCAACGCAGCCAGCCCGAAUACAGCAACUCUCAGCUCCCUAGCUAUCAGACAACCGUUAUCGGUCUGAUUUCUGGUGCUGUCGGCCCCUUCUCCAAUGCACCCAUCGACACUAUCAAGACUCGUCUGCAGAAGACGAGAGCUGAGCCUGGUCAGAGCGCCGUGAACAGAAUUAUGACGAUCGCCAAGGACAUGUUCAAGCAGGAGGGUGCUAGUGCGUUCUACAAGGGUAUCACGCCUCGUGUCAUGCGUGUUGCACCCGGACAGGCCGUCACGUUCACAGUGUACGAAUUCUUGAAGGGGAAGCUGGAGGCGUCGAACUGGGCGUUUGUGGGCGGAAAAUAUGAGGAAUAA
Molecule: messenger RNA, 972 nt
Organism: Aspergillus nidulans FGSC A4
Lineage: Eukaryota; Fungi; Ascomycota; Eurotiomycetes; Eurotiales; Aspergillaceae
Product: protein acuL
Exons: 5
Coding region: 1-972 (323 amino acids)
Biological process (GO): succinate transmembrane transport; transmembrane transport
Cellular component (GO): membrane; mitochondrial inner membrane
Source: RefSeq, a predicted model, not a curated record